AUGUUUUCCUUUUUCCUUUAUCCCUUGUUCUCUUUCUUACUGCAACAAUGUUUUCCCUUUUCCUUUAUCCCUUGUUCUCUUUUCUUACAACAAUGUUUUUCCUUUUUCCUUUAUCCCUUGUUCUCUUUCCUUUUUCCCUUUGUCCUUGUUCUCUUUCUUACUGCAACAAUUUUUUCCCUUUUCCUUUAUCCCUUCUUUCUCUUUCUUACUGCAACAAUGUUUUCCCUUUUUUCCUUUAUCCUUUUUCUCUUUCUUACUGCAACAAUGUUUUUCCUUUUCCUUUAUCCCUUGUUCUCUUUCUUACUGCAACAAUGUUUUCCCUUUUCCUUCCCUCCAUUUCUCUUUCUUACUGCAACAAUGUUUUUCCUUUUUUUCCUUUUUCUCUUUCUUACUGCAACAAUGUUUUCCCCUUUUCCUUUUCUUUCUUUGCAACAAUGUUUUCCCUUUUCCUUUAUCCUUCUCUUUCUUACUGCAACAAUGUUUUUUUUUCCUUUAUCCCUUGUUCUCUUUCUUACUGCAACAAUGUUUUCCUUUUCCUUUAUCCCUUGUUCUCUUUCUUACUGCAACAAUGUUUUCCCUUUUUCCUUUGCAACAAUGUUUUCCUUGUUCUCUUUCUUACUGCAACAAUGUUUUCCCUUUUCCUUUAUCCUUGUUCUCUUUCUUGCAACAAUAUUUUCCUUUUCCUUUUAUCCUUGUUCUCUUUCUUACUGCAACAAUGUUUUCCCUUUUCCUUUAUCCUUUUCUCUUUCUUACUGCAACAAUGUUUUCCUUUUUCCUUUAUCCCCUUAUUCUCUUUCUUACUGCAACAAUGUUUUCCCUUUUUCCUUUAUCCUUGUUCUCUUUCUUACUGCAACAAUGUUUUCCUUUUUCCUUUAUCCAAUUUUUCUCUUUCUUACUUGUUCAACACCUGUUUUUCCCUUUUUCCUUUAUCCCUUGUUCUCUUUCUUACUGCAACAAUGUUUUCCCUUUUUCCUUUAUCCCUUGUUCUCUUUCUUACUGCAACAAUGUUUUUCCCUUUUCCUUUAUCCCUUCACAAUUUCUCUUUCUUUUGCAACAAUAAUUUUCCCUUUUUCCUUUAUCCCUUGUUCUCUUUCUUACUGCAACAAUGUUUUCCCUUUUUUCCUUUAUCCUUGUUCUCUUUCUUACUGCAACAAUGUUUUUCCUUUUUCCUUUAUCCCUUGUUCUCUUUCUUACUGCAACAAUGUUUUCCUUUUUCCUUUAUCCUUGUUCUCUUUCUUACUGCAACAAUGUUUCCCUUUUUCCUUUAUCCUUGUUCUCUUUCUUACUGCAACAAUCCCUUUUCCCCUUUUCCUUUAUCCCUUAUCCCUUGUUCUCUUUCUUACUGCAACAAUGUUUUCCCUUUUCCUUUAUCCUUGA
This is a messenger RNA of Acanthosepion pharaonis, 1377 nucleotides long. The record is from the annotation of a GenBank genome assembly. NCBI's taxonomy places the organism in Eukaryota, Metazoa, Mollusca, Cephalopoda, Sepiida, Sepiidae.